CUGCCCACCAAUUGUAUGAAAGCAGCCGCUGGCUCGUUUAAAAGUGGGAUUUAUACUAUAAAAUAUCAGCGAUUUGGUGAUGAUCCAUUCAAGGUGUGGUGUGAUGAGGAUACCGACUUUGGCGGUUGGAUUGUCAUCCAGCGACGCAUAAGUGCUGAAUUGGAUUUCUAUCGAAAUUGGGAACAAUAUAAGCAAGGAUUUGGUGAAUUGUCGGACAAUUAUUGGAUUGGUUUGAAUAAAUUACACGCUCUAACCGCGAGUUGUGAACAAGAGUUGUAUAUAAAAAUGGAAGCAUCCAAUGGCACUAAGUACUAUGCAAAAUAUGAUUUGUUCGUCAUUGGUAGCGAAGAGGAAGAUUAUGUUUUGCGAACCCUUGGUAAUUACACAGGAAAUGCUGAAGAUUGUUUCAAGCCUCACGAGGGUGAAAAAUUCACAACAUUUGAUCGAGAUAAUGAUGACAAACCAGUUGGUAGUUGCGCUGAAAAAUAUAGAGGAGCUUGGUGGUAUCACGAUUGUUAUCACUGGAGCAACUUGAAUGGCGACUAUUCUCAAAAAGACAACGGCCAAGGCGUAACUUGGAAUGGCAUACAAAUGUAUGAGUCCUUGAAAUUUGCGCAAAUGAUGAUACGCCCAACGGAAAAAUGUAUUAAGCGGUUGGCAAUGAGAAAUUUUUCAUUUUAAGAUGAAAGGUUAUAAAACUAAAAUAACUU
Messenger RNA from Rhagoletis zephyria (snowberry fruit fly), 710 nucleotides. RefSeq names its product ryncolin-1-like. The record is from RefSeq and is a predicted model, not a curated record. NCBI's taxonomy places the organism in Eukaryota, Metazoa, Arthropoda, Insecta, Diptera, Tephritidae.